AUGUCUUUAAAGGCGAUUGUGUAUGUUCGUAAUCCACCAUCUCUUGAAAUUUUAAAUCAACUUCUCCUUCCACAUGAAACAAUAUACGAAUCAGUAACUACUGUUCAACAAGGAUACGAACAAAUCAAUCAAAUGAAAGUUCGUGGUGCUCCUGCAAUAGGAAUCGUUGCGGCAUUAUCGCUAGUAAUAGAUCUUCAAAUAAAACUUCAAACUUUCAUCAACAAUCCCAACGCACUAGACUCUGAAACUUUAAAUACCUUGAAUUCUCCUUCAUCACUUGCCACUUUUGUUCGUAAUUCUUUGGAUCACUUAAAUAAAUCACGUCCAACUGCUGUAAACUUAUUUCGAACUUCGGAUAUUUUAUGGAAUGUUACAAAUUCUGGAAUAAAAAAAAAUUUUGAUUCAAAACAAAUUAUUGAAUCUUUGGUAGAUACUGCUGAACAAAUGAUGCUUGACGAUUUAAAAGAUAAUACCAAUAUUGGAAAGUAUGGUGCUGAUUUCAUUUUAAGGACUGGUGAUAAAAAGAUCUGUGUGAUUACGCAUUGCAAUACUGGUUCCUUAGCAACAUCUGGAUAUGGUACUGCUCUUGGUAUAAUUCGUCAUCUCCAUGAUCAAGGAAAUCUCUUACAUGCUUAUUAUACAGAAACACGUCCUUAUAAUCAAGGUUCACGGUUAACUUCCUAUGAAUUAUUACAUGAUAAAAUUCCCAGCACCUUAAUUUGUGAUUCAAUGGUAUCCGCUUUGCUUUCUUCUCAUGCUUAUAAUUCUUCAUCUAACAAAGUGGGUCAUAAAAUUACUGCAAUAAUUGUUGGUGCUGACAGAGUUGCAAAAAAUGGUGAUACUGCCAAUAAAAUUGGUACUUAUCAGUUAGCAAUAACCGCAAGAUAUCAUAAUGUGAUGUUCAUUGUAGCCGCGCCAAGUACAAAUGGAAUUGAAAACCAUCAAAUAACAAAAGUUAGAGUACCACCCGAAGGUGUUAAAGUUUGGAACCCAAGUUUUGAUGUGACACCAGCUGAAUUGAUUACUGCUAUUGUUACGGAGAAAGGUGUAAUUGAAAAAGAAAAAGGAAUGAAAGAAUUUGAUUUAAAAAAAUUUUUGGUGGGCUAA
Messenger RNA from Cetraspora pellucida, 1107 nucleotides. NCBI's taxonomy places the organism in Eukaryota, Fungi, Glomeromycota, Glomeromycetes, Diversisporales, Gigasporaceae. The record is from the annotation of a GenBank genome assembly.